UUUCAUCCUUAAUUCCUUAUACAAAUGUCAGACAUGGAAAUUGACAUGUUUGAUAAAUGCAUGAUAUUUUCUCAUGUUAAACUUCAAGUUUCUCAAUCAAUAUGAAACACCCUUAUUUUAUAGUAGUGUAUUCGGUGAGGGAGUGGUGAAUGAUGCCGCCUCUAUUGUGAUUUUCAAUGCAGUCCAAUCACUUGACUUCAGCAGCAUUGAUUGUCUUAUAGCAUUAAAGUUUUUGUGGACCUUUCUUUACCCCUUCUUCACUAGUACUGCUCUUGGUAUAGCUAAAGAAGAAGAUGGAGCUAGAAGUGGUGAACGCAGAGUUAGUGUUGCCAACUCACCUCAGUUUCAAGCAGAUUCAAAUGUACGAGAAAUAUCCUAAAGGCCAAUCUAGAGGAAGGCACUGGAAACAUCUCAAGCAGAUCCUUCAGGCUGAGAAUUACCAGAAUUACCCUCCUGACGAACCCAACUAUGUUAACAUUGAGACACCACCUUCUAUGCAUCCAUGCAAGAGAAUUUGUGAUAUAACAGGAUAUGAGGCACCUUACUCUGACCCCAGGACCAAUCUUCGUUAUGCAAAUGCUGAUGUUUUUAAGCUCGUAAGAUCGCUUCCUAAGGAAUAUGUGCAAAGUUAUUUGGCUCUAAGAAACGCAGCAGUGGUUCUCAAGUAACUUUGGACGAAUUUGGAUUCAACUGUGUUCCCCCUCAAGAACAAUAUUGUAGAAUAUAGAGUAAUUUAAAAAAAAAAAAAAAAAAUUAGUUAGGAUAAUCCACUUUUUUGUAUAAUCCACGUUUUUAGUUAGGAUAAUCCACGUUUUCAUUAGGGUCUGUUUGGAUACUGUUUAUUGCUGAAAAUUGAAAAUAUUAUAGCAAAAUAA
Molecule: messenger RNA, 875 nt
Organism: Quercus lobata
Lineage: Eukaryota; Viridiplantae; Streptophyta; Magnoliopsida; Fagales; Fagaceae
Product: chromatin-remodeling complex subunit ies6-like
Exons: 4
Coding region: 294-668 (124 amino acids)
Biological process (GO): chromatin remodeling
Cellular component (GO): Ino80 complex
Source: RefSeq, a predicted model, not a curated record